Messenger RNA from Phalaenopsis equestris, 1560 nucleotides. Its product is annotated as PTI1-like tyrosine-protein kinase At3g15890. The transcript has 4 exons. Gene Ontology annotation, cellular component: plasma membrane. Lineage: Eukaryota; Viridiplantae; Streptophyta; Magnoliopsida; Asparagales; Orchidaceae. Bases 160 to 1281 code for a protein of 373 amino acids. Gene Ontology annotation, molecular function: protein kinase activity; ATP binding. The record is from RefSeq and is a predicted model, not a curated record. Gene Ontology annotation, biological process: protein phosphorylation.
CCAUUUUUUCGCCUUUGGGCUUUUCUAUUCUACCUUUUCUCCCACUACCUUGGCAUCUCUCUCUCUCUCUCUGAUUAGCUCGCCGUCAUGGUUGAAGGAAGCUAACUUGUUCGCCGUUUUGCUUUUUACAGCUAGGUUGAGGUGAAGGACCUAAGUCAGAUGUCUUUCUUCUCUUCCCUUUGCUGCGGAAACUCUUCCGACCGGAGUGAGGGGAGGAAGUCCAGCACAUGGAGGAUUUUUUCCCUCAAAGAGCUGCAUGCGGCCACGAACAACUUCAAUUAUGACAACAAACUAGGUGAAGGGGGAUUUGGGAGCGUUUAUUGGGGUCAACUCUGGGAUGGAUCUCAGAUUGCUGUCAAGCGUUUAAAAGUAUGGAGUAACAAGGCUGAAUUGGAGUUCGCCGUUGAGGUGGAGAUUCUGGGAAGGGUGAGACACAGAAACCUUCUUAGCUUGCGAGGAUAUUGUGCCGAAGGACAGGAGCGAUUAAUAGUUUAUCACUUCAUGCCUAAUUUAAGCUUACUGUCGCAUCUUCACGGACAGCAUUCUUCAGAAUGCCUUCUCGACUGGGGCAGAAGAAUGAGUAUCGCUGUAGGAUCAGCUGAGGGCAUUGCCUAUCUUCACCACCACGCAGCACCUCAUAUCAUCCACAGGGACAUAAAAGCAAGCAAUGUUCUACUGGAUUCCAGUUUCCAGGCAAAGGUUGCUGAUUUUGGAUUUGCCAAGCUAAUUCCUGAUGGUGCAACUCACGUCACCACAAGAGUGAAAGGUACUCUUGGAUAUCUUGCUCCUGAAUAUGCCAUGUUUGGCAAGGCUUCUGAGAGCUGCGAUGUCUAUAGUUUUGGAAUACUAUUACUUGAGCUUGCUAGCGGGAAAAAGCCAUUGGAGAAGCUGAGCCCAACUGUGAAGCGAUCCAUCACUGAUUGGGCACUGCCACUGGCGAGAGAGAGGAGGUUCAAUGAAAUGGCAGAUCCUAAACUGAAUGGCAACUUUGUGGAAGCUGAGAUGAAGAGGAUGGUGCUGGUUGCACUGGUCUGCGCUCAUGGCACUCCUGAGAAAAGGCCUACAAUGCUGGAAGUGGUGGGGUUGCUUAAAGGAGAGUUGAAGGAAAAACUGACGAAUCUGGAGAAUGAUGUCAUGUUCCAGCCGGAAAUCAUGAAAAGAAAUCGAGGUUUUUCAGUUGCUGUUGACAGUUCUGAUGGUGUUUGUGAGGGGAAAGAUUCAUUGAAAGGAGAUGUGAAACAGGAUAGUGAUCAGAUUUCUGAAGUCGUUGAAACAAGGUGAAUUUUUGGUCAGUAUAUAUGUUUGGGGAAGAACUGUGGAUGUAUCAUUGUUGUAGCCAAGAAUCAAACUUUACAGUGGAUAAUUUAACCUGGCUGUCUGUUUUCCUCUCGAGGUUUGGUUUUUCUUGUGUUUUGGUGCUGAUAGGAAAGAGUUCGAGUGGAGAAAAACUGGAAUUGUUUGUACAUGUUUGAUUUUGUGUUUCCCAGAAUGGAUGUUGUAAUUUCUGUGGAAAUAUAUUGGGCUAUGGUGUUAAGUAGGGCUGGCAAAACGGCUCGUUGU